AUGGCGACCAAGAAUAUCAACAAGGCAAUAGCCCACGAGAAGCGCAUAGGGGAGGCAGCCCUCAGCGACUUUGCCGAAUACGUCGAGCAGCAGCAGUCGCUGCGCUACCCUAGCACCAAGCCCGCUGCCGACGGCGCUGCGAAGCCCGCCGCGGGCUCGAAUGACGAACACCAGCAUGCCGAGCUUGACGAGCUCUUCGACAACCUGGACCUCGGCGAUGCGACGGGGCCGAGUGUCAGGCUCAAGGACAUGCUUCUCGGAGCCGACGGAGAGACGUUGAAGCAGCUCAGCAAGAACCUGGCCGAGAGGAUAGACGAGGGCCAUGGCGAGACUGUGUUCGACCUCGGCUUUGAGAACAAUGGCGACUCGUUGGGUCUUGAUCUCGACCAGUGGCAUACCGCGUACAAGAGGUUAGAUGAAGCAGCUCAGCUGGUCCAUGCCAACUGCCAGCUGCUGCUCACGAAGAAUGUGGGUGGAGAAGUGGAAGCUCCGAGCGCCAAGUCGAGCAAAGACAAGGACUGCUCCGGCAAGGUCAUGAUUCGGCAGAAGCCAAACACAGUGGAGGACGUGAUCGAAACCAGGAUAGCAGUCGUGGGCAAUGUCGAUGCUGGAAAGAGUUCGCUGCUUGGUGUCCUCGUAAAGGGUGACCUUGACGACGGGCGGGGGAAAGCUCGAGUCAACCUCUUCCGCCACAAGCACGAAAUCGAGUCCGGGAGGACCAGUUCCGUCGGCAUGGAGAUUUUGGGCUUUGACACCGCCGGUCAGGUCGUUGUCUCUGAUGUGCCUGGACGUAAACUCUCAUGGGAGGAGAUUGGCAAGCGCAGCUCCAAGGUCAUCACCUUCACUGACUUGGCAGGCCACGAAAAGUAUCUACGCACCACGGUCUUUGGUCUAUUGUCCAGCAGCCCCAAUUACUGCCUGCUCAUGGUCGCGGCGAACAACGGUCUCAUUGGUAUGAGCAAGGAGCACCUUGGCAUCGCGCUAGCCCUCAAUGUCCCCGUCAUGGUUGUCAUCACAAAGGUCGACAUUUGUCCGCCCCAGAUUCUCGAGCAGACCAUCGGUCAGAUUACCAAAAUCUUGAAGAGUCCAGGCGCCAAAAAGAUUCCCAUCUUCAUCAAGGAUCGCGAAGAAUGCAUCAACACAGCCACGCAGUUCAUCAGCCAGAGAAUCUGCCCGGUAUUCCAGGUGUCGAACGUCACAGGCGCUAAUCUCGAUCUUGUGAGGACGUUCUUGAAUAUCCUUCCCCACCACGGCCGAUAUGACUCGGAGGCUCCCUUUGAGUUCCACAUCAACGACACCUUCUCUGUUCCCUUUGUCGGCACGGUUGUGUCCGGCAUCGUCAAGUCUGGUGUGAUCCACGCCGGUGACAACAUUCUUAUCGGCCCCGACUCUCUUGGCCAGUUCAUGACGACCAGCAUCCGUUCGAUCGAAAGGAAGCGCUUGGGCGUCCCCGCGGCAUCUGCUGGCCAGUCUGCGUCCUUCGCGCUGAAGAAGAUUCGCCGCAAGGAUGUCCGCAAGGGCAUGGUCGUGCUGCCGAAGCUCGAGGGACAGCCUAACCCUAAGGUGCAUAAGGAGUUCAUCGCUGAGGUGCUGAUCCUGUCCCACGCAACCACCAUUCGCACACGGUAUCAGGCCAUGCUUCAUGUCGGACCCGUCUCGCAGACGUGCGCCAUCAUCGACGUUGAUCGUCCGUACAUCCGAACCGGCGACCGCGCCACCGUGGCCUUCCGCUUCAUGCAGCGUCCUGAGUACCUCGCCCCAGGGGACCGCCUGCUCUUCCGUGAGGGCCGCACAAAGGGACUCGGCAUCGUCAAGGCCGUCGGCUACGAUCCCAAGAAGCCGCUCUCGCCCCACGGGCCCGAUGACGGACCAGCGCCAGGCGAAGGCAACGGGCAGGCGGGCCAGCCCGCCGUUGGACAAGAGGUCCAUGUAGGAGCGUGA
Messenger RNA from Verticillium dahliae VdLs.17, 1941 nucleotides. RefSeq names its product GTP-binding protein. The coding region runs from base 1 to 1941 and encodes 646 amino acids. Gene Ontology annotation, biological process: translational elongation. Lineage: Eukaryota; Fungi; Ascomycota; Sordariomycetes; Glomerellales; Plectosphaerellaceae. The transcript has 4 exons. The record is from RefSeq and is a predicted model, not a curated record. Gene Ontology annotation, molecular function: GTPase activity; translation elongation factor activity; GTP binding.